Capsicum annuum is the source of this 2026-nucleotide messenger RNA. Its product is annotated as probable polyamine transporter At3g19553. The coding region runs from base 270 to 1775 and encodes 501 amino acids. Gene Ontology annotation, molecular function: transmembrane transporter activity. Lineage: Eukaryota; Viridiplantae; Streptophyta; Magnoliopsida; Solanales; Solanaceae. The record is from RefSeq and is a predicted model, not a curated record. Gene Ontology annotation, cellular component: membrane. Gene Ontology annotation, biological process: transmembrane transport. The transcript has 2 exons.
UUUCUGGCUCUGUAGAAACAGAGACAAAAGACUUGCUCCUUUCUGCAAGCACGUGCAUGAUCGGUGUUCUCAAUUUGACCAUGUCCACUUCUUCCUUUUAGUCAAUCCAAGAAAAGGAGAGGGGGUUUUAGAUAUGUCGUACAUACCAUUAAUAAAUAGCUAGCCAAAUCCUUUCCAUAGAAUACGGAUCUCCAGAUUUACGGUCUUGGUGUUGGGUGGGUUGACUUUUUUGUGUUUCCCUGAACACUCUCACACCCAACCUCGUGUUUAUGGGUGAGGAGGAGGGAAUGGUGACUCAUGUUGUCAAGAACACUGCAAAUGAUAAGAACAAUCCAAAACUAACUUUACUGCCUCUUAUUGCUCUGAUUUUCUAUGAGGUUUCUGGGGGACCUUUUGGUGUAGAAGAUUCAGUUAAAGCAGGCGGUGGCCCUUUGUUAUCCUUGCUUGGUUUCUUGAUUUUCCCUUUAUUUUGGAGCAUACCUGAAGCUCUAAUCACAGCUGAGUUAGCCACGAGUUUCCCUCAAAAUGGUGGUUAUGUCAUUUGGAUAUCAUCAGCUUUUGGACCUUUCUGGGGCUUCCAAGAAGGCUUUUGGAAAUGGUUCAGUGGUGUCAUGGAUAACGCUCUCUACCCGGUAUUGUUCCUCGAUUACUUGAAGCGUUCCAUGCCCAUCUUUAAUCACUUGAUUGCAAGAAUCCCAGCCCUGUUAGGAAUUACUGUCUCUUUAACAUACUUAAAUUACAGAGGCCUGCAUAUUGUUGGUUUUUCAACUGUUGUUCUUGCAAGUUUUUCGCUCUUACCCUUUCUGGUAAUGGGAAUUCUCUCGAUUCCUCGAAUCAGGCCGAGACGGUGGAUUGCUGUGGAUUUCAAAAAGGUCGAAUGGAGGGGGUACUUUAAUACCAUGUUUUGGAAUCUGAAUUACUGGGAUAAGGCAAGUACUCUAGCAGGGGAGGUCGAAGACCCUAGUAGAACAUUUCCAAAGGCGUUACUCGGGGCUGUACUUUUGGUGGUUUUGUCCUACAUAAUUCCACUUCUUGCCGGAACAGGAGCUUUAAAUACUAAUCCUAGUGAGUGGAGUGAUGGUUAUUUUGCAGAAGCUGGAAUGCUGAUUGGCAGCUUAUGGUUAAAAUGGUGGAUCCAGGCUGCAGCUGCAAUGUCUAAUAUGGGGUUGUUUGAAGCUGAGAUGAGUAGUGAUGCCUUCCAACUACUUGGGAUGAGCGAAAUGGGAAUGCUUCCCUCUAUAUUUGCUUCAAGAUCAAAAUAUGGGACGCCCACUAUCAGCAUCUUGUGCUCUGCAACGGGCGUGAUAUUUCUGUCAUGGAUGACUUUUCAAGAAAUCGUGGAGUUUCUUAACUUCCUCUAUUCAGUAGGAAUGCUUCUUGAGUUUGCAGCCUUCAUAAAAUUAAGGAUAAAGAAGCCAGAUCUUCACAGACCUUAUAAAGUCCCGUUUCAAACAGUUGGAGCAACCGUGCUUUGCCUGCCACCUGCUCUGUUGCUUCUUUUUGUCAUGAAUCUGGCUUCUAUAAAGACGUUUAUAGUAAGCGGCUCAGUCAUUAUUCUAGGACUCUUCUUUUAUCCUGCCAUAGUGCAUGCAAAGGAGAAAAAAUGGUGUCAUUUUAAUACAAGAGAACAGUUGAAUGAUCUUCAGGACCGAUCAGCAGCAGCUUUCGAACUUGAUCAGGUUGCUGCUGAUGAUGCGUCUCUUAGCCUACUCGGACACACUGAAAAAGUACAAGAUUCUAAAACCUUGUCACAAGAGAUCUCAACAGCUGAUUAGAAGAUACUUUCAUAUUUUGUGUACAUUUUAAACCAGAAGGGGGAGGGAGCAUUGUUGCAAGUAUGGUGGUAAUGGAUUCCAAGUCGUGGAAACAAUUUCUUGUAGAAAUGCAAGGUAAACCGGUGUAAAAUAGAUCCAAUGUGAUCCAACCCCUUCUGAAUCCCACACUUGGAUGCAUUAAUCUUUCUCUUUGCGCAGACCACGUUCUUGAUUUCCCAUUAGAUCCUAAUUUACCGAUUUAUUCUUGUGUA